Molecule: messenger RNA, 1974 nt
Organism: Saprolegnia parasitica CBS 223.65
Lineage: Eukaryota; Oomycota; Saprolegniomycetes; Saprolegniales; Saprolegniaceae
Exons: 13
Coding region: 23-1936 (637 amino acids)
Biological process (GO): mRNA processing
Molecular function (GO): protein binding; mRNA binding
Source: RefSeq, a predicted model, not a curated record
GCUCGGACGCGUUCCAAGUACGAUGCUGGCCUUCCAUCGCCGGGUCCUGCGACCCCAGACGCUUCGCCUCUCGGGCGCGACGGUGCUGCGGUCGCAGUCGCUCGUGCUGGCGACGUGGAAGCAGACGCACCGCGUCUCGAGCAUCAAGACCAUGUACCAGCAGCAGCGCUGGCUGUCGCAGUCGCGGCCUGCCUUUUCGUCGGCGGCGCCGCCGGCCACGGGCAGCUACUUUGGCUCGUACAGCGAAGAAACGGGUGAGUGGGAGCCUGAGCGUGACCACCUCGAAGGCUUCCAGAGCGACCACGUCGCGGCGAACGAGAUGACCUUGCAGGCGCUCAUCCGCCUCGACAUCAAUGGCGCCCGGCGGCUCUUCCGCAAUGUGCUCCAGCACCACUACUACCACGACAUGGAGAUGUGGAACAAGUGGGCGACCAUGGAGUGGCGCGACGGCAAGGUCAUGCUUGCGCGCAAGAUCUUUACCAAAGCGUCCAAAAUCUGCUUCAGCGCGAGUCUCUGGCAGUCGUGGGCGACGAUGGAAGGCGACAUUGAAAACUUCAACGAAGCACGCCGUCUCUUCAACGUCAUCAUUGCGGCCGACGCCGGCAAGACGACGCAGACCGCGAUGGCCGGUCUCGGCUUGGCCUUGGUCGAAGAUCGCAGCGGCAACACGGACAAAGCCAGAAAGCUCUUUAUCGCGUACAAGAAGAAAUUUCCGGACGACAUCCACUUGGCCGAGGCCUACGCCCUCUUCGAGGGCCGCCACGGCCACAUGAAGCUCGCGCGGCAGCUCUUUACGCAAGCGACGCAAAUGGCGCUCUGCACGCCCCAAGUCUUCCACGCGUGGGCACAGCUCGAGUACGAACGCGGCUUUUACGGCGAGGCCGUGGUCGUCUUGGACCAAGGCCUCGAGUCGGCGCCGUACGAUAAGAAGCAGUUUAUGUUGCGUGCAAUGAGCCUUGCAAAGCUCGGCGAUGUCGAUGGCGCCCGCGACGCGUUCCGCGAAUACACCAAGUUGUCGUCGAUCGACGAGCGUGCGUACAAUGCGUUCGCGCAGUUUGAAGACGGUCUUGGCAACCACGGCGCAGCGCUCAAGAUCUACCAUACCGUGCUCAAGCACAACCCGGGGAGCAUCUCAAACAUCACGUCGCUGGCGUACCUUCAUCUUCGCACGGACGCCCAGCAUGGCCUCGACGACGCGCGCGAGACAUUCUCGACCGGCGUCGCCAUGGUCCCCGACAGUGCGCAGCUGUGGCACAACUGGGGCAUUCUGGAAGAGAAGCACGGCGAUGUGGAUCGGGCCAAAGAGUACUACGAAAAGGCGACGCACCUCUCGCCGUGGUCGGCGAGCUACUGGUGCUCGUUGGCCAAGAUGGAGGCCAAGCGCGGCAAUAUCGAGUCGGCUCGCGUUGUCUUGGACCUUGCGACGCAGCAGUGCAGCAACCGUGUGAUGCUACUCACGACGUUGGCCAAGAUCGAGCGACGCGCCAAGAACACAAAGCGAGCUCGGGACGCGUGCACGGCCGCCCUCAAGGUCGACAAGAAGCGGGCCGCGACGUGGAACCUCCGUGCCCUGGUCGAGAUGCCGCACCACCCCGAGAAGGCCAAGAACCUCAUCGAGAGCGCGCUCAAGCUCAUUCCGACGCACGACCACAUGAGCUGGAGCAUCCUUUUGUGCACGUACGGCCGCGCCCACGCCGCGCUCGGCGACUACCAGAACGCCAUGAUUGCGUUCAAAGAGUCCAUUCGCCUCCACGAGCGCAACCCAGCCACGUACGAGUACCUCGCCGAGUUCCUCGUGCAAAUCGGCCACGUGGACGAAGCCAUCAAGCAGCUGCGCCUCCUCACGCUCAUUUGCCCCGCCGAGCGGGUCGCGAGUGUCGAAGCGCGCUUGCGCGAGCUCGAGCCGCCGGCUGCGGCCGAGAGCGCCGAGGCAUAAGCAUGGAUCCACAUCGUGUUAAGGUCUCUGUUUCUGAC